Molecule: messenger RNA, 531 nt
Organism: Australozyma saopauloensis
Lineage: Eukaryota; Fungi; Ascomycota; Pichiomycetes; Serinales; Metschnikowiaceae
Exons: 1
Coding region: 1-531 (176 amino acids)
Source: RefSeq, a predicted model, not a curated record
AUGUGGAGAUUUCCACCGCAAUAUCUACCCAGCAAAAUGUUGCGUCGAUUCUCUGGCAACCGCCAAUUCCUCAGGUUUUUUUCGAGAUACCCCAAAAAUGACCAAAUCUAUGUGCACAAGGUUGGAUCCAGCUAUGUGGCCAAUUUAUCCGAGAACCCAAAGGAUACUCCAAUCGGAUUCUCCCCCAGCGAGAAGAUCGACCACGAGACGUUUAAAAGCAAUCCUGAAUUUCUAGACUUGCUCAAUAACAAAAUUAAAGACUCAAUUCAGAAGGAUUUCUCGUUUAUAAUGGAGGCUGGCGCCAAUGCCAACGCAUUCAUGCCCAUCUAUGAUUUCCGAGAGAUCCCCAACUAUGCAAGAACGCCCGAAGUGGAUGAUAUUUUUGGCUACGUGUUGGUUGACGGUGACGGAAAAAUCAUUCCCGGACUGUAUGAGGUGAACGACUUGUAUCGGUUGUGCAAUGGUGUGGGCUUGGUCAAGCUUACGGAUUAUUUGGUAGACGAGAUGAGAAAAGCCACAGCUGCCGCGUAA